CAUAAAAUACGAUCAAUAUAAUCUAGAAAAAAAAGAGAGACGAGAGACGAGAUGUCGAGAGCUUUGUCAGUCGUUUGUGUCUUGCUCGCGAUAUCCUUCGUCUACGCACGUGCUCGUCAGGUGCCGGGAGAGUCUGAUGAGGGAAAGACGACGGGACAUGACGAUACAACAACAAUGCCCAUGCAUGCAAAAGCAGCUGAUCAGUUAAAGAGCGUCGGCGACAAAAAAUGCAUCGGAGGAGUUGCUGGAGUCGGUGGAUUCGCCGGAGUUGGUGGUGUUGCCGGCGUGGGAGGUCUAGGCGUGCCACUCAUCGGUGGUCUUGGCGGGAUCGGUAAGUAUGGUGGCAUAGGCGGUGCAGCUGGAAUCGGUGGAUUUCAUAGUAUAGGCGGUGUUGGCGGUCUAGGCGGUGUAGGAGGGGGUGUUGGCGGUCUAGGCGGUGUUGGAGGGGGUGUUGGCGGUCUAGGUGGAGCUGGAGGUGGUUUAGGUGGUGUUGGCGGUUUAGGCGGAGCCGGAGGUGGUUUGGGUGGUCUAGGCGGAGUUGGUGGAGGAGGUCUCGGUAAGGCUGGUGGUAUCGGUGUUGGUGGUGGUAUCGGCGGUGGACACGGCGUGGUUGGUGGUAUCGGCGGUGGACACGGCGUGCUUACCGAGAAUCGGGUUCAACUACUCACGCAGCUCAGUCAGUUAGAUGUAGAAGAUAAUUCUGAUUUGCCUUCUUUUGUGGACAGCCUAACUACACUCUGGGAAGACUUCACUUGUCUUGACGUUUCCCAGUGUUUGUUGAACAAGGCAAUUCUGCCUGUGGCUUCUAAAUACUUAGCUUUGGAUCGGCCUGAUUGCUCGCACUACUUUCUCGCUUUUGGUAUUAAGGUAAGCCAAUGGUGUGCUAAACAUUUAAACAUGUCUGUAAUGUCGAUGGAGGAGUCUCAAGAGGAAGAGCAUUCCAACAUUUUCUUUCAGCUUCUUUUGGAUUAUCUUCGUUUUUCUGCCUCAAGCUUUACUGCUAUUGGAAAAACUUGUUUCAUGACUGAUGAGGCCUCAGCUGUUACAGUUCAUAAGUUUGUUUCAGAGCAGCUGAAUUUGACAAAGGAGGUGAUAUUAAAUGCCAAGAAAGUUGAAUCCUUUUCCUCGGAGAUUUUUAAGGCUGUGCAAGUGGUAAUUGAGUCUACUGUUCGUCUGUGCAAAGAGUACUCUCCAACAGUGAAUCGUGACGUUGAACUGAAGACAAAUGGAAAUGUAGGAAAGACAAUGAUGGAGGAGGGAAACUCUGUGGGUAAUUUGGUGAGCAUGAUUACGCUGGGAGUUAAAUCUCUGAGUGAAUUGGGUAUGCUUGCUGCAAGAGAUGGUGGCAAUCUUGUGGCCAUUCUUAAUACAUCUUGGAAGGGUGUGAUUACAUUGCUUCAGAUAGACAAACAGACAUUGGUAUCUAAGGUAGAUGUAGGAGAAAUUAUCUUAAAGCUAAUAUCACUGAUCAAGGAGUCCCUGAGAUUUGCUGCUGAGGCUUGGUCUUGCUCUGUGAAGGAAAACAUAUCUGCAACAGAAGCCAGAAGGGUUUUUCUUCCUGUGAAAUUUUAUCUUAUCAAUGCUGUUAAAGUUGUGGCGUUGUUUCCAAGCCAGGCGUCUAUGGUGUUCAAGGAAAUAGCACUAUGCAUCUUGAUGAUCUCUGCUUUCAAAGUUUCACUGAGCCAACAAACUCAUGGCAAAUCCGCAAGUGAAGUAAUGACUGAUCUUCUAGAGAGAACAACUGUAGAUCUUCUAGGUGCACUGUUAAAUGCAGCUGAACUAACACAGGAAUUCAGGCUCACACUUCUUGAUUCAUUGUUCGUUGAUGAACAAGGUUUCUCAAACCAAAUCUGUAAGAAACAGAGCCAUGAUUCUCACACAAAAACAUCAUUGGUGGAUAUCUUGUCUUUAUCUGUUGAAUCUGCGACAAGUGACAGAUAUUUGCUCCUGGCUCGAGUUAUAUUGUUCCAGUCUGUCAUGAGGUGUUCUUCCGAGCUUGACAAAGAUGCAAAGCUUGCAAUCACCACAAAGCUGCAAUGGUUUCUCGACAUAUUAGCGGACAAAGAGGUUUACUCUUCAGUCCUUUCCUGUCAGCUACCAAUGGCAGAUGGUUCUGGGAAGAUAAUAAUCUGGGAAUCAAUGUAUUCAGCUCUGCUUCUGUCUCUCAAAACCCUUAUGAUCAUACUCUCUUCAACUCCUGCCUGGGAAGAGCUUGAAACAUUCAUACUCCAGAAUCUCUUGCAUCCUCACUUCUUGUGUUGGCAGAUAGUCAUGGAACUCUGGUGUUUCUGGGUUCGUCAUGCCACUGAGGAUUUGGUGGUCGAUAUGAUUAAUCAACUUUGUACAUUCAUGAUGUCAAUGCCAUCAUCAGAAACACCGCUUUGCCCAGAUUCCAUGCUCAGAAGAACUACAAAGUCCAUCUGCUUUCUUCUUACCCACAGCCCCAAAUCUUUAACAGUUCAAGUUUACAAAAAUAUUUCCACUGAGAGCAGAUCUGACCGUGGACCAGGUGUAUAUCUAGCAUUACUGUUAGACGGGUUUCCGCUAAAUUUUCUUCCCGAUAGAAUCAAAAACGACGCAAAGAGACAGAUAUUUGCAGAUUUCUUCAACUUCACCGAGAAAUUCAAUGAGAAACCAUCAUAUUCCUCCAGAUACACUGUGCUUGGAGCUCCAGUUUUCACACUCUCUGCUUGCCUUCGGAUACUAAAGAUGAGCAUAUCAGAGAUUGAUGCCAAAACUCUGAACUUUGUCGUCGCUCUCAUUCAAAAGUACAGAAACUCCAAAGAUGAAACGACGAAGGAAAGUUACAGUGAGAUUCUCAGCGAAACACUAUCAAUCAUCUCAAGAAGCGAUCAGCUAUACACUUGCCAAGAGAUGGAUAAUGUCAUAACAGAGCUUCAAAAGCUAUUCAUUUCAGAAACUGAUCAUCAUCAUAAUCAUCUCCGUAAGUCCAAGCCAAACCUUGCUCUCUUCUUGUCAGGACUCAGCAAAUAUGAGAUGUCUGAAACCGAAACAUGUCCAAAGAGCCGUGCGGUUUGGGAACUCUACCAUUUUCUUCUCAGGAAACGCCACUGGGCUUUGGUACACCACGCGGUGACUGCGUUUGGAUACUUCUGUGCACGUACUAGCUGUAAUCAGCUAUGGAGAUUCGUACCUGAAGACGCGGCUCUAGCCUUCGAUAUAGCUUCUGGAAAAGUAGCGAAAACAGAGCGGUUCAUGUCGGAAUUAAAGAUGUUUUUGGAGAAAGAACAAGCGCUUCUCUCAAUCACACCUUCAGAAGAGGAACUCGAGUUACUUGCGAAAGAAGGCACCAAGGUUAAGGCAACAGUGCAGAAGCUUCUAGAAGGAAGAAGCCAGAGGUCAAUGGAAGUAGAGAAACGACCAAACAAGAAAAGGAAACUUCCAGAAGGAAUUUGCAGAGGAAUGGAGUUAUUGCAGAAUGGAGUGAAGAGGAUUAACGAAGGUUUAAGCGAAUUGAGGUCAUGGGGGAGUCCCACCGUUCUGGCGCGAUACGGUCGUCACGAUGACAAAUUUGAUUGGCGGUCCACCUCUUACUAUACAUUGCAAAUCCAAGCAAGACGAUCUAGGACCUCACGUGGUGCCUUUCAGGCAAGAGUACCACUUCAAGUUUCAACCAAAUCUUUGGAAAUCAACAUUGUUCUUUUGCAGUUUUCAAUGGGCCAAUCAAUUCAAGCGGUUUGAUAUAUUUGAUGCUCAGAGAGAUCAAGAUGUAUGUGAUCAGUGUCACUGGGAAAUAAAACCUGAUGGUCCAUGCAGGCUCGGUAAAAAGGCGAAAUGUUUUCCUUGGAAUUAAUUUUGUACUACUAC
Molecule: messenger RNA, 3828 nt
Organism: Arabidopsis arenosa
Lineage: Eukaryota; Viridiplantae; Streptophyta; Magnoliopsida; Brassicales; Brassicaceae
Source: the annotation of a GenBank genome assembly